Messenger RNA from Entrophospora sp. SA101, 1590 nucleotides. NCBI's taxonomy places the organism in Eukaryota, Fungi, Glomeromycota, Glomeromycetes, Entrophosporales, Entrophosporaceae. The record is from the annotation of a GenBank genome assembly.
AUGACACCAGAAGAACGUGCUAAAAAACGUGCUAUGGAAGGUGUAGUAAGAUCAUUAAGAGCAUCAAUAGUAAGACAAGAUUCUAGACAAGUUGGAAAAAUUGCAAUGGAACAAAUGAGACUACGUCAAGAGCGUUGGUCUAAUAAAUUAGCUCAAAAUCCAAAUUUACGCGUUGUUCCUAUUGAUUUUAAACCAUUAUAUCAAUGUUUACAUAUUUAUGAGGAACUUGGAAAAAGAAAUGAAUUCAAAACCAAUUAUGAAGAAGAUAGAAAGGCACAAGCAAAUUUGGUCCUAUCGCAGUCCUUUUCCUUGAAAGCAGGUCGAGAUAAUGGUGGAUUUGAAGCCUUUCUUCAAGAUGUAAUUGGAUUUUUUAUAAUAGAACGUACAAUUGUAUAUUCUACACAAAAUUUCCGAUCUCAAACAGAUGUUGAUAAUUUGUGGAAUACAGUAAUGAUUAAAGUUGUGAAAAUUGUUUCAGAUAGUUUAUGUGAUUGCCAUGAUCCAGAUUUAUUUUUAAGAAUUAAACUUGCUUUAUUUACUUUUAUCCAAACUCUUGAGGAUUAUGAAUAUAAUGUUCUUAGCUUUACUGAUUUGGUUCUUACUGUUUUCCAAAGAUAUUCUGAUUUGCUUAAACAUAAAUUUUCUAAAGAUUUUCAACAAACACUUCUUAUUGAUGAUUAUAUGCCAAUGCAAAUCACUAAUCCGGAAGAAUAUGCUGCUGUAGUUGAUACUUGUUGGUUUAAAGAAGAUCACAGGAUUACAUAUCCGUGUUGUUGUUUGGAUAUCAAAAGUUUUAUUAAUCAAUAUUAUGAAUUUGCUGAAGGUGAUGCAAGACGAUAUAGUUAUGUUGAUGAUAUUGCAAAACAGACAUUAGAUAUUUUAUUAAUAGAACAUCUUAAUCAAGUUUUGUAUGAUAAAUUGCAAAGCACAAAUAUGUCACAGAUUGUUCAAAUUAUUAUUAAUCUUGAAUAUUUAGAAUAUGCUUGUGUAGAGAUUGAAAAGUUAUUGAAAUCCAAAAGAUCAUCCCAUCGAGGAGGAAAAAUUAAAUUGAAUGCAUUAGAACAUUUUCGUGAGACUCGAAAAAAAGCUGAAAAACGUAUUUAUGAGCUUGUGAAUUUCAAGAUUGAUGAUUUUUUAGAAAUAGCCGAUUAUGACUGUUCAACAUUAUAUAAUCUUCCAAUGACAAUUAAAAUAUUCAUAUAUCUGGUUGCAUUAAGUCAUUUAUCAACUUCUUUACGUAAUUUAAUUUUAAGUCCUGAUGUUAAAAGAAUUAAUUCAAAUGCUAUAGCAAAUUUUGAUGUUGAUGUUAAUUUUUUAGAGCAAUUUGCUCAAAGUCUUGAAGAUCCACAAAUAGCUAAUGCAUUCAUAGAAUUAAGACAAAUUGUUACCUUACUUCAAUCUGAAAAUAUAGAAGAAUAUUUAAAUCCUUCUACAAGGAACAAAAAAUAUUCUGGAUUAAAACCAUCUGACGUUAUAAACUUAUUUGAAAAGUGGUUACGUGAUCAACCGUCAUUAUCAAUGACACCAGAAGAACGUGCUAAAAAACGUGCUAUGGAAGGUGUAGUAAGAUCAUUAAGAGCAUCAAUGUAA